This is a messenger RNA of Paramuricea clavata, 234 nucleotides long. Lineage: Eukaryota; Metazoa; Cnidaria; Anthozoa; Malacalcyonacea; Plexauridae. The record is from the annotation of a GenBank genome assembly.
GCCUUUGAGGAAGGAUUGAAAGAGAAAGAGUUAAUGAACGGUGGUUAUAAACAAUUAGCUGAACCAGUGGAAUUGACUGUUGAGAAAAAGCGUCCCAGUCUGGAGGUGUCUUUGGCCUUGGCUACGAUCUAUGUGUUUAUGGAUAUGAAAGGGUUGAGCAUGGGGGAAUGUGUUUUGUUUCACAUCACAUGUGAUGAACACUUAUCACUAACACGAUUAUGCAGGUUUAUAUAG